AUGUCUGAAAGUUCGUCGCAAAAAAGAACAAGGACAGCUAUUAGUGAUUAUUUAAAACGAGAAAUAUGUAAAUAUAGUCAAAGCCAUCCUCAUGUAAAACAACUAGAUAUUGCAAACCACUUUAAUUCUCAAGAUCCCAAUUUAAAUUUAGAUCGGACCACAAUUUCUAAAAUUUUAAAGGAUAAAUCAAGAUGGUUAGCUGUUGCAGAUGAUCAAUCGAGCUCUAUAACUUUUCGACAUAAGCAAGUAAAAUAUCCUUUAUUGAAUCAAGCAAUGAAGCUCUGGAUCGAACAAGUCACUCGUGGUGAAAUGAUUAUAACAGAAUUAAUGAUUAAAGAGAAAGCAACAAUUUUUGCAAAAGCUUUAAAUUUGGGCGACGAUGCUUUAAAAUUUUCAAAUGGAUGGAUUCAUAAAUUCAAACGACGUAACAACCUUAGAAAUUUUCGAUUACACGGUGAAUCGAAUAGUGCACCAUUAUCUUUACUUCCAGAAUAUAAAAAAAAAUUACACGACUUGAUUGAAAAUUAUACAUUAGAUAAUGUGUUUAAUGCAGAUGAAACAGGGCUCUUUUUUCGCAUGGCACCAGAUCAAACACUUGCAUCUCAAUCAAGACCUGUAAUCGGAUCAUCAAUCUCACCUCGCGCACUUUUUCGUAUUAAUUAUGACACUUUACCUGUUAUUUAUCGUGCAAAUUCUCGUGCUUGGAUGAGAAAUGAUAUAUUUUCAGAAUGGUUAAAAGAUUUAGACCAAAGAUUUUGCAUUCAAAAUCGUCAAGUCUUGUUACUAGUAGAUAAUGCCUCUUCCUAUUUUUAUGACCAAUCUAAUAUUGCUAAUAUCAACGAAUUACGUGGAUCAGAUGAAUUAAAUGUUAAUUCAGAGGAAGAAAUAUUUGAUAAUAAUUUAGAACCUGAAAUAUCCACCACCUUAUGCGGGAAUCGUCGAGGUCGAGGUAGGCGAAGAGUAACUACAACGGAACAAGAUUCGAGCAAUAGUCGUAGUAAGCGUGGUAAUCGUGGUAACCGUGGUAGUCGUGGUGGUCGUGGUG
Messenger RNA from Scutellospora calospora, 1045 nucleotides. NCBI's taxonomy places the organism in Eukaryota, Fungi, Glomeromycota, Glomeromycetes, Diversisporales, Gigasporaceae. The record is from the annotation of a GenBank genome assembly.